Molecule: messenger RNA, 1089 nt
Organism: Cylindrotheca closterium
Lineage: Eukaryota; Bacillariophyta; Bacillariophyceae; Bacillariales; Bacillariaceae
Source: the annotation of a GenBank genome assembly
AUGUUGUCCCAACAAUUCUUGGCCUCGCCCCAAUUCAAGCUCGUUCUGUUGGUGGGAAUGGUCCUUCAAAACUCGGCCACUGUCUUGGUGGGUCGUUACACCCGUUCGGCGGUUCCUUCCAAUGAACUUUAUGUGGUCAAUCACUUGAUUCUAGUGACAGAGAUUGGCAAAAUGCUUUUGUCAUGCGCCUUUGAACAUUUUACCACAGGAGGACAACUCAUGGAUUCCAUUCAAUCCAACAUUAUUGAUGCUCCCUACGAUGCUUUGAAGAUUCUGGUUCCCGCAUUAUUGUAUCUAGUCCAAAACUCGCUCUUGUAUGUCGCUUUGAGUAACCUAACGGCUCCCAUCUUUCAAGUUACUUAUCAAGCCAAGCUGGUCACCACGGCUGUGGUUUCGGUCAUGAUGUUGAACCGAAAAUACAGCUUCCAACAAUGGGUCUGUUUGGUCGCGUUGAGUAUUGGUGUGGCCAUUGUCGUUUUGGGAGAAACGGGGGACAAUAAGAAAAAGGAAGAAACGGCAGCGGGAGAACAAUCCUUGACGGCGGGGCUCUUGGCCGUCACCGUCGCGUGCUUUUCCAGUGCCUUGGCCGGAGUCUACUUUGAGAAGGUGGUCAAGGCCACAUCACCAGGAGCGCAAAAGAAAAAGCCAGUCUCCGUGUGGAUGCGAAAUAUUCAAUUGGCCUUUUUCACCAUUGUCACGGCUUCCAUGAAGGAUUUGUUUACCGUUGCCCCUGCUAGUGCUGCAAAUGCCGCUGUCAGUCAACCUUACUUUCAUGGAUUCACUACGUGGGUCUGGAUUUUGGUCUGCUUGCAAGCUGGAGGUGGUCUAUUGGUGGCGGCUGUCAUCAAGUAUGCCGAUAAUGUUUUGAAGGGACUGGCCACUGGUGUCAGUGUUUGCUUUGCCACUGGAGUUUCUACCGUUCUCUUUGGAACACCGCUCAGUUCACAAUUUGCGGUGGGGGCCCUCCUGAUUCUCGUGUCGGUCUAUUUCUUUUCCAAUCCUAUCAAGACCAAGGAAAAGUCCAUGGCACCCGAAGCAGAGGAUAUCAGCAGAAGUCCAUCCUCCAAUGAACAUGUGCUUCCAAAGUAA